This is a messenger RNA of Saccharomyces mikatae IFO 1815, 1938 nucleotides long. RefSeq names its product TFIIH/NER complex subunit TFB1 (gene TFB1). The coding region runs from base 1 to 1938 and encodes 645 amino acids. Gene Ontology annotation, biological process: nucleotide-excision repair; transcription by RNA polymerase II; transcription by RNA polymerase I. Lineage: Eukaryota; Fungi; Ascomycota; Saccharomycetes; Saccharomycetales; Saccharomycetaceae. The record is from RefSeq and is a predicted model, not a curated record. The transcript has a single exon. Gene Ontology annotation, cellular component: transcription factor TFIIH core complex; transcription factor TFIIH holo complex.
AUGUCACAUUCUGGAGCUGCAAUUUUCGAAAAGGUGUCAGGGAUAAUUGCUAUAAACGAAGAUGCUUCGCCCGCAGAAUUGACGUGGCGGUCUACGGACGGUGACAAAGUUCAUACAGUCGUAUUGUCCACCAUUGACAAGUUACAAGCCACCCCAGCUUCAAGUGAAAAAAUGAUGCUGAGGCUAAUCGGGAAAGUAGAUGAGUCAAAAAAGAGGAAAGAUAACGAAGGGAAUGAAGUUUUGCCGAAACCGCAACGUCAUAUGUUUUCAUUUAACAACAGAACAGUCAUGGAUAAUAUUAAGAUGACUUUGCAACAAAUUAUCUCACGUUAUAAGGAUGCCGAUAUCUAUGAAGAGAAAAGAAGAAGAGAGGAAUCCGUACAAAACACAGAAACGCCAAUGAGCUCCUCUUCGGUUUCAGCGAGGACACCCACGCCACAUCUGGAUACACCACAGUUGAAUAAUGGGGCUCCUUUGAUCAAUACAGCCAAAUUAGAUGAUUCUCUCUCCAAAGAGAAAUUGCUAACUAACUUGAAGCUGCAACAGUCUUUAUUGAAGGGAAACAAACUUUUGAUGAAAGUUUUCCAAGAAACAGUAAUCAAUUCCGGAUUACCCCCCUCCGAAUUUUGGUCAACUAGAAUUCCACUAUUAAGAGCUUUUGCUCUAUCCACUUCUCAAAAGGUUGGGCCUUAUAACGUCCUUUCCACUAUCAAGCCAGUGGCUUCGUCGGAAAAUAAAGUUAAUGUUAACCUAUCAAGGGAAAAAAUUCUAAAUAUUUUUGAGAACUAUCCUAUUGUAAAGAAAGCUUAUACUGACAAUGUACCCAAGAAUUUCAAGGAGCCUGAAUUUUGGGCAAGGUUUUUCUCUUCGAAGCUAUUCAGAAAAUUAAGGGGUGAAAAGAUCAUGCAAAAUGAUAGAGGUGAUGUAAUCAUCGACAGGUAUUUAACGUUGGAUCAGGAAUUCGACAGGAAAGAUGAUGAUAUGCUAUUGCAUCCGGUAAAAAAAAUUAUUGAUUUAGACGGUAACAUACAGGACGAUCCAGUUGCACGAGGUAACAGACCUGAUUUCACUAUGCAACCAGGUGUGGAUAUAAAUGGUAAUAGCGAUGGUACUGUGGAUAUCUUGAAAGGCAUGAACAGAUUAAGUGAGAAAAUGAUUAUGGCCUUAAAAAAUGAAUAUUCUAGAACAAACUUACAGAAUAAGUCCAAAAUUACAAAUGAUGAAGAAGAUGAGGAUAAGGAUGAAAGAAAUGAACUGACUAUCGAUGACUUGAAUGAAAGCUACAAGACAAACUAUGCAAUCAUACAUCUGAAAAGAAAUGCACACGAAAAGACCUCGGACAAGGAUACUGAAGGCUUGGUAAAUGUAAUGAAAAAUGCGAACUUGAAUGUGUCUAAUCAACAAAUGUUGCAACAACUGUCACUCGUCAUGGAUAAUUUGAUCAAUAAAUUAGACUUGAAUCAAGUAGUUCCCAAUAACGAAGUAAGUAAUAAAAUUAAUAAGAGGGUCAUAACUGCGAUCAAGAUUAACGCCAAACAGGCCAAACACAACAACGUUGACUCUGCGCUUGGUUCUUUUGUGGGCACUACAACUCAAGCAAAUGAAUCGGAGGUGAAAAGUGCACUACCAAUAGAUUUACUAGAAAGUUGUAGAAUGUUGCACACAACGUGUUGUGAAUUUUUGAAGCAUUUUUAUAUUCAUUUUCAAAGCGGGGAACAAAAGCAAGCCAGUACCGUCAAAAAGCUUUAUAAUCACCUGAAGGAUUGUAUCGAAAAAAUCAACGAGUUAUUUCAAGAUGUACUCAAUGGUGAUGGUGAAUCCAUGUCAAAUACGUGUACCGCCUAUUUGAGGCCAGUUUUAAACUCCAUUACUUUGGCCACCCAUAAGUACGAUGAGUACCUUAACGAAUAUAACAACGAUUCGAACGGUAACAUAUAA